CAAAGAUUUGAAAGUAAACAUUUGGAAAAUAGGUAAGCAGAGCGGGAAGCACGUGAAGAAGAAGAAGAAAACAAAGCAACACUACCAAACUUCUCCUACCUUCCUUAAUUACUCCAUGAUCAAUUAAUAAUAAGGCUAGUUUAUGUUUGUUUCUCAUAUUUUCUCUCUCUGAUUCUCUUUGAAUUCACAAUGUGGCAGGUUGCAGUCGCAGCUGCAGUUGCAGGAGGAUCUGGGUUCAUUGCCAAACACUUUUUCUCUCCAAAUUCCCAUACUCUUAACACCACCCAAACAGAGCCUAAGCAACAACUUGAACAAGAACAAUUACAACCACACCAAAUUUCAAGUAAUUCCAUUCAAACUCUAUUUUUACCCAUAGAAACUCCUGCAGAAAAUAGCGCUUUGAAUCAAAAUGAGUCUGACAAUGCAAGUAGAAACGCCAUUCAUAGAGAAGAUCAAGAUGGGGUUUUUCGGUUUUCAUGUUCCGGGUCUCGUUCUGAUUCUAAGAAAUCGCGGAAUUUGGGGAAUAAAAUUCGUGGUAAUAACAAAAAGUUGGGUUCUUUUGAUGAUGGAAGUGUUUGUCAGAGGAAUACUUGUGGGAAUUCAGGGAAAAAAGUGGGAGUUUGUUUGAAAAGGAGAAAAACUACUAGGAAUUCAACUGGGAAGCGACAUUCAUCUCUUUCUAAAGAUUGCUCAACUUUUGGUUGGGGACUUGGUCUGGGGAUAAUUUGCAUGAUGUCAGCUGGAAAAACAGAAAUUAGUAAGCUUAGCAGCACUAUUGAUGAGACUGCAAAAGUAGUUGACGAGAUGAAAUCCCAGCUCAACAAACGGAAAUCAGCACCCUGCCAUCACUAUCAGUUGUUGAACUCUGAUGAUACAAUCACGAUGGAUACCGUGCAGAAACCAGCCUCUGAGCAAACAAAUAUUGGGUCAUGCCCAAUGAGCAAACUUAGUUUUAACACGAAAGUUAUCAGUCAUUUAGCUGACAGUGACUAUCCUAGCAGUGUCCUCACUGAAGAACAACAUGAAGGUGUAGAAAUGGACCAGUUGGAGGCAGAGCUAGAAUCUGAACUGCAGAAGCUCUCUUGGUGUACUACUGAAACUUCUGAACAUGUUGAAAAUUUGACUAUGGCUCAGAUUGGAAGACAUCAAUCAGAAAACCAAAGUUCGACAUCUUACCAAUCUGAUGGAGUAUCCCCAGUUGAACUCACAAACAAGUUGUCUAACUUGCUCAUACAACAGCAGGAAAGCCAUAUAUCUGAGCUGGAGUCUGAAUUGAAUUUGGCGCAAUCCAAACUCCAACAGAAAGAUGAUGAGCUCCGGGCACUGAAAGAUUGUGUCAGGCGUUUGACUCAGGUUUCCCUCUCAACUGUAUCAGAUGAGGAAACAGAAGAGGGGCAGGGCGAGAUACUCGAUCAUAAGAACACCAUGGUUGCUGACAAUGUGAUGGUCGGAAUGAAAAGAGCUUUUUGCUCGCAGCAUGAUAACAGAAGACUGGGCAAAGGAGCUCAGAAAAGAAAACAAAAAGCUCGUCCACGAUGUGACGGCGGCCGCUGAUCAUGCCCAGUUUGCUAUGGCCCAGCAAGAGGUGUUGCAUCAGCAGACCAAGAUUGCGCUGGAAAAGCGGUCAGCCGAGCUGGAGUCUCAGAUCAAAGUCUACCUUCUUCGGUUGACGGAGAUGCUGGACGAACGGGCUUCAUUGGAACGUGUCCUGACGGACGAGAGGAAUUCAGUCAUGACAAUGGCUGCUGAUUUCUUCAAGGAGAACCUCGUCCAUAAGGUCAAGAACCAAGCCCUUCGUACUGAGGUUGCAGAGACCGUUGCUGGCGCCAAAGAGGCUAUGAACACCGUCAUAGACACCUCAAAGGAAUGGGCGGUGCAGGCUUUUGGCAUGAUGGCCGAAGAGGAGGAUAUCCCCAGAUAUACUCGUCGGCUGGAGUUCCAAGAGCUUUGCAUAAGGCGACCAUAUCUGGAGCCGACCCUCCCGUCUUUGAAGAAUC
Molecule: messenger RNA, 1997 nt
Organism: Beta vulgaris subsp. vulgaris (sugar beet)
Lineage: Eukaryota; Viridiplantae; Streptophyta; Magnoliopsida; Caryophyllales; Amaranthaceae
Exons: 5
Coding region: 190-1554 (454 amino acids)
Biological process (GO): asymmetric cell division
Source: RefSeq, a predicted model, not a curated record